UGUUUUAAUAGUAUUGAUAUUAAAGUUUCAUACACCAUGUGGACCCAUUUAAAAUGUGUCUAAGGCAUAGAGAUAUGUGUCUUACGGACAGUGGAUAAGAGAGUGGUCCUUAACAGACCUUAAUUUAUGGGAUCUUCCCUAGUUCCUUUAAUCAUAUUUUAAAAUGUUCUUAUAUUAUGCUCAAGUUGUUUAUUGGAUUUAUACAUUUAAUUAUAUUUUAAUUUGUAUUUUUGUCAACUAUUCUUUAGUUUGUAAUAUACUACAGCUUGUUAGCAGCUGAAAAGCAGCCUUUGCUUAGAAAAACCCUUAAUUAGCGAUAUGUGAGGCAGAAAAUAAGAUAAUGUUGCUUGUGUUUCACUCCACAAAACUCCUAAGAUCAUUUUUCUGUUUUUACAUGUCAAGAAAAGUUACUGUUUUCUCUACGUGGAAUAUGUAAAAAGGUUUCAUGGUUUGUUACUUCCUCUUUUGGGGUAAGAAUUACUCUCCUGUUCAUACAAAAUCCAACUUCUCUAUUCUCUGGAUUCUUACGUACCCCUUUUUUUUUCUUGUCGUCUCUUUCAGAAUCUUAAGAGAGAGAGAGAACAAACUGAAAAAGGGGAAGCCUGUGCGUGAGAGAGAACGCACCAAAGCGUGCACGAGAAAAGUAAAAGGAGCCAAAGCAAAGCUUUGGUUUUUAUAAAAUCCCACCACUUGUCUUACCAUACCUUCAUCACAUCUCUCUCUCUCCCCCCCCGCCCUCUCAAUUUUGUGAGAUUAUUUCCUUUUUAGGCUUUCUCCCCUUUAAAGCUCUCUUAGGGUUAGGUGAAUCUCUGUCGUACGUCUCCCCUUGUAAGGAAGCUUUACUACGUUUUGAUGACAAAUAAUCUUUGAACUUUUUGAAGCAAGUCAUCAGUUUUUCAAGUUUAGGGUUUGUCGAAUUUUAAUCUCUUUGUAACCAAAAAAAAAAAAAAAAUCAAUGGAAGGUUGUCCAAGAAACAGAGAACUCUGUCCUAAACUCCUUGAUUUGAUUCCUCAAGCAAGACAAUGGUACCAUGAAGAAAACAACAACACAGAUCAAGAAAAGAAACUUGAGCUAAGGCUUGGACCACCCGGUGGUUAUGACGAAGAUCGUCCAGCAACGAAGAAGAACACAGAGACAAGAAACAACAACAUCAAGAAAGAAGCAGAAGACAAAUCUAUCUUCAGUCCCAGCAAAAACCAUUUCUCUCCAUCCAACAGAACUAAUCUUCCUCACAUCUCUCAUAAAAGAACUGCUCCUGGUCCAGUGGUGGGUUGGCCUCCGGUUCGUUCAUUCAGAAAAAAUCUAGCGACUACAAGCUCUUCAAAGCUGGUAAACGAAUCCUCCCACGUAGGUCAAAUCAACAAGAAUGGUGAUGGUGUGAAGCAAGUCGAACCUAAGAGGGAAGGCAUGUUUGUAAAGAUCAACAUGGACAGUGUUCCAAUUGGUAGAAAAAUCGAUCUCAAUGCUUACAAUAGCUACGAACAGCUCUCUUUUGGUGUAGACAAACUCUUCAGAGGUCUACUCGCAGCUCAAAGAGAUACCUCUGGUGGUGAAGGAGAAGAGAAACCCAUCAUUGGUUUACUGGAUGGUAAAGGAGAAUUUACUUUAACUUAUGAAGACAAUGAAGGGGACAAGAUGCUUGUUGGGGAUGUUCCUUGGCAAAUGUUCGUUUCAUCUGUCAAGAGGCUGCGUGUGAUUAAAAGCUCUGAGAUUUCAUCUGCUUUGAGAUUUGGAUGCAGUAAGCAGGAGAAGAUGAGGAACUAAAGAGUGGGUUAGCAACUUCUAUACGAGUCAGAAGGUCUCGCAGAUUUUAGUUUGUAAAUCUGGCGUUUGUUAUAUAAGAGACAAUCAUUGGAUGAGUCCACAAAGACAUUUCAUAUGAUCUGAUAUAUAUCUUCCAUGUCUCUAGCUAAGACACUCAACUAUGAGAAUGAGACUACAGAAGCGAUCGGUAUCUAAAAACAUUUUAUUCGCAAAAUGCUUUAAGGAAGAUACUUAGAACAUGAUAAUAAUCAUCUCAUGUCUAUAAAACUUUCAGAAAAAUAAAUGAAAAUUGUAUUCUAUGUAAA
Molecule: messenger RNA, 2070 nt
Organism: Brassica rapa (field mustard)
Lineage: Eukaryota; Viridiplantae; Streptophyta; Magnoliopsida; Brassicales; Brassicaceae
Product: auxin-responsive protein IAA26
Biological process (GO): regulation of DNA-templated transcription
Cellular component (GO): nucleus
Source: RefSeq, a predicted model, not a curated record